Molecule: messenger RNA, 3146 nt
Organism: Chrysoperla carnea
Lineage: Eukaryota; Metazoa; Arthropoda; Insecta; Neuroptera; Chrysopidae
Product: ankyrin-3-like
Exons: 2
Coding region: 161-2791 (876 amino acids)
Biological process (GO): protein localization to ciliary inversin compartment
Cellular component (GO): cytoplasm; nucleus; ciliary inversin compartment
Molecular function (GO): protein binding
Source: RefSeq, a predicted model, not a curated record
CAUUUCAACAAUCUACAGAUUCAUUUUGAGAGAAAAUAGAUAAUAUGGAAAAAAAUACUUAUUUGAUAUAUUUUUCGCCACGUCAGAGCAAUUAAUUAAAAGGAAGUAUGUGCAAAUAUGUGUAUUUUAAAAUCUGAUUAAAAUCUUGUGUGCUUUAAUUAUGGAUAAUCGGGAUAUAAGGUGCCGUUUAAUUAAUGCGAUUCGUAAUGGAGAACUGGAAACAGCAAGGGAGUUAAUAAAUUCUUACGGGCUGCCAUAUUUAGAAUCAUUGUCAAAAGGAUAUGAUUUACUUUGUGAUGCUCUUGUUGAUAAACAUUCGGAGAUUGCUAAAUUACUUUUAACAAGCGGCUCUGAAGUCAACAGUUAUCAAAACUCUUCUAAUACUCCCCUUCAUUUUGCUGUUAAAAAUGGUGACAUAGAAAUUAUAAAGAUGCUUCUAGUCAGAGGUGCUAAUAUUAAUGCUCAAAAUAUCUUUGGCGUAACUCCACUCCAUGAAGCGAUUGAAAAUAAUGAUCAAGAAAUUAUCGAAUUACUGUUAAAACAUGAAGCUGAUGUUAAUGUUAAAAAUCGUUAUGGUCGUACUCCACUUUAUGAUGCGAUUAAAAAUAAUCGGUUAGGAAUUACUGAAUUGCUUUUAAAACAUGAAGCUGAUGUUAAUGUUAAAAAUUGGUUUGGCCAAACUCCACUUUAUAAUGCGAUUCAAAAUAAUCGAUUAGAAAUUACUGAAUUACUUUUAAAACAUAAAUCUGAUAUAAAUGCUAUAGGCAUAGACAGAAAAACCCCACUAUUUAAUGCUAUUGAAAAGGAAAAUUUAAAAAUUACCAAGCUACUUUUAGAUAAUGGAGCAAAUGUUAAAGAUUUUCCCAAGCUAUUGAAUAUUGCUGUUAAUAGGGGAUGCACGGAAAUCGUUGAACUUCUUUUGCAACAUAAUGCUAAUGUUAAUGUUAAAAAUCGUUAUGGUCAAACUCCACUUUAUGAUGCGAUCCAAAAUAAUCGAUUAGAAAUUACUGAAUUACUUUUAAAACAUAAAUCUGAUAUAAAUGCUGAAGGCAAAAACAGAAAAACCCCACUAUUUUAUGCUAUUGAAAAUCAAAACUUAAAAAUUACCAAGCUACUUUUAGAUAAUGGAGCAAAUGUUAAAGAUUAUCCCGAGCUAUUGAAUAUUGCUGUUAAGAGGGAAUGCCCGGAAAUCGUUGAACUUCUUUUGCAACAUAAUGCUGAUGUUAACGCUACCGAUAUAAACGGUAACACAGCAUUGCUUUUAACUGUAAGUGAUUGUUAUGAAGAUUCUUAUAAAUCUCUUGAUAGAGAUUCUUAUGUUAAUAUAAAGAGGAAAAUUACUAAACUGCUUCUUAAUCAUGGUGCUAAUGUAGACGCUCAAACUCGAGGUGGUAAGACGCCACUUCAUUUUGCUGUCUACAAUGGAUAUUCACAAGUUGUUGAAGUUCUUUUAGAAUAUAAUGCAAAUGUCAAUGUUAGAGAAAAAAAAAAUCUCGAGACACCACUCCAUAUGUCUGCACGAAGAAAAAAUGUAGAAAUUUGUAAAAUUCUUUUGAAUAAAGGAGUUGACGUAGAUGCUGGGGAACGGAAUGGAUUCACAGCGUUGCACAUUGCAACACUAGAAGGUUCCAACGAGAUUGUAAAACUAUUGCUUGAACGUGGUGCUAAAGUUGAUUCUAAAAAUAAAUGUAAUUCUACACCCCUGUAUAUCAGUGCUCAAAAAGGACAUCAGGAAAUCAUGGAAACUCUCUUGAAAUCCGGUGCUGAAAUUAAUUUUAGAAGAAUCGAUGGCGAUACAGCACUCCAUACUGCUUCUUUCGAAGGGCAUGUUAAAGUUGUUACAACUCUCUUGGAGUAUGGCUGUGAUAUUAAUUCUAGAGACAAGGUUGGCAAAACAGCACUCCACAUUGCAUCUCACGAAGGGCGUGUUACAGUUGUUACAACUCUCCUGGAGUAUGGCUGUGAUAUUAAUUCUAGAGACAAGGUUGGCAAAACAGCACUCCACAUUGCAUCUCACGAAGGGCGUGUUAUAGUUGUUACAAUUCUCCUGGAGUAUGGCUGUGAUAUUUAUUCUAGAGACCAGGUUGGCAAUACAGCACUCCACAUUGCAUCUCACUUGGGGCACGUUAAAACUGUUACAACUCUCCUGGAGUAUGGCUGUGAUAUUAAUUCUAGAGACCAGGUUUUCAAUACAGCACUCCACAUUGCAUCUCACUUGGGGCACGUUAAAACUGUUACAACUCUACUGGAGUAUGGUUCUGAUAUCAAUAUUAUGACAAGAAGAUAUCUUACACCUCUUGAAUAUGCUAAAACUGCUGAAACUAUUGAAAUUCUUAAACGCCACAUAGUUCAAAUGAAAACCGCAAAUUUAUAUGUUAGUCAACGAAAUUUGCUUUCAGUUGAUGGAAUUUCCUUUCCUGAUUUUCAGGAAAAAUGUGAGAAUGAAAUAACAAGCAUGAAGAGCGAGAAGAUGAAUAAUUAUAAUAUUUCAUUUUAUGAUAUCUUGACAAAGAACACUGAUUCAUUAGCAAUAUGUUUGAGGAAUGAAAAUAUAGUGCAGAUUCUAAAAUUAGACGACUAUAAAACAAAAUUUCCAAUAUAUGGAAGCAUGAUAAAAAGCCGUUUCAGAAAUGGUAUGAAAAGAAAAGAGUUACUUGAUCAAGGGAAUAAAAUUUUACAUUUUCUUUUUGCCUACUAUCUUCAAUUACCACAAGAAUGUACUGAAAAAAUAUUUAGUUAUUUGAGUGACGAAGAUUUAAAGAUAAUCAUCGAAAAAAUUAAAGAUAAGUAGACGCUCCUGGAAAAUUUCAUUUGAGUUUCUUACGUUUGAAUUUUACGAGUGAAGCCAAUUUUCUCGAUAAAUAACGAUUUUACACGAAAAAUUAUUUUAUUUAUGGUAAUCUUUUUUCAUGUAAAUUAACAUUUAUCGAGUUAAUUAACCUCUUUCAUAAAAUUCUAGAGGGUAACCUUUGCGAAAGUAUUGCUAGGAGUGAAAAUUAAAGUUUUACGGGGACAUACAGUCGCUACUUAGUAUUUACAUUACAAUGUACUUCGAUUAACGCAAACCUUGAUGGCCUAAAAUUACAGAUGUAAAAUCCACUAAUACCAAAUUUGUAUUUUAAUUUAAAAUAAAUUUUUACAACAUA